Messenger RNA from Rhodamnia argentea, 1380 nucleotides. RefSeq names its product isocitrate dehydrogenase [NAD] regulatory subunit 1, mitochondrial. Lineage: Eukaryota; Viridiplantae; Streptophyta; Magnoliopsida; Myrtales; Myrtaceae. Gene Ontology annotation, biological process: isocitrate metabolic process; tricarboxylic acid cycle. Gene Ontology annotation, cellular component: mitochondrion. The record is from RefSeq and is a predicted model, not a curated record. Gene Ontology annotation, molecular function: isocitrate dehydrogenase (NAD+) activity. The coding region runs from base 83 to 1213 and encodes 376 amino acids. The transcript has 4 exons.
UCUCUGCUGUUCAUGUCCUUGCUCGUAAGGCCAUACCUCCCCAGUAACCACGCUCGACUCAACCACCGCCGAUCACUCCGUCAUGGCUCGUCGAGCCCUGACCCUCCCCAUCCUCAAACGCCUCUCCGACUCUUCCACCGCCAGCGCCACACGCCUGCUCCCUCCCUCCCAGCCCGCCCGGACCGUCACCUACAUGCCCCGCCCCGGCGACGGGGCUCCGCGCGCCGUGACCCUGAUCCCCGGAGACGGAAUCGGCCCUCUGGUCACCAACGCUGUCGAGCAGGUCAUGUCGGCGAUGCACGCGCCCGUCUACUUCGACACCUACGAGGUCCACGGCAACAUGAAGCGCGUGCCCGAGGAGGUGAUCGAGUCGAUACGCAAAAACAAGGUGUGCCUGAAGGGGGGGUUGAGGACUCCGGUCGGCGGCGGAGUCAGCUCGCUGAACGUGCAGCUGAGGAAGGAGCUCGACUUGUACGCUUCGCUCGUGAAUUGCUUUAACUUGCCCGGGUUGCCCACGCGGCACGAGGGGGUGGAUAUCGUGGUGAUCAGGGAGAACACGGAGGGCGAGUACUCUGGGCUCGAGCACGAGGUUGUUCCUGGCGUCGUGGAGAGCCUGAAGGUGAUUACAAAGUUCUGUUCGGAACGCAUUGCAAAAUAUGCAUUUGAAUAUGCAUACUUAAACAACAGAAAGAAGGUGACAGCUGUCCACAAAGCCAACAUUAUGAAACUUGCUGAUGGCUUAUUUUUAGAAUCUUGUCGGGAGGUUGCAACAAAAUAUCCCAGCAUCAAGUACAACGAGAUCAUAGUUGAUAAUUGCUGCAUGCAACUUGUUUCAAAGCCUGAGCAAUUUGACGUGAUGGUGACUCCAAAUCUUUAUGGCAAUUUAGUAGCCAAUACAGCAGCAGGUAUUGCUGGAGGAACAGGUGUUAUGCCCGGAGGCAAUGUGGGGGCAGAUACUGCUGUUUUUGAACAAGGUGCGUCAGCAGGAAAUGUUGGGAACGAAAAGAUAGUGGAGCACAAGAAGGCAAAUCCAGUGGCCUUCCUUCUCUCAUCUGCUAUGAUGUUGCGGCACUUGCAAUUUCCAUCUUUUGCCGAUCGACUCGAGACUGCAGUAAAGCGAGUAAUCUCAGAGGGUAAAGUCCGGACAAAAGAUCUCGGAGGAGACAGUACAACCCAGGAGGUUGUAGACGCCGUCAUUGCUAAGCUGGAUUAACUGUUAGAACCUCCUUGUGACAGCUGAUUAAUACUUCUGAGUACAGUCCUUUUGCCAUUCUUGUAUGUUUUGGUUCUUGAAAUUGCUCCAAUGUCAAUUUUUUUGGGCUAACCCUGCGUAUUUCUUAUGUAGUGUGAUUAGUACCUAUAAAUGAAGAGUUCUGAGAG